This is a messenger RNA of Anguilla anguilla (European eel), 5372 nucleotides long. It is a transcript of the gene nfil3-5, whose product is annotated as nuclear factor, interleukin 3 regulated, member 5. The transcript is spliced from 2 exons. The record is from RefSeq and is a predicted model, not a curated record. NCBI's taxonomy places the organism in Eukaryota, Metazoa, Chordata, Actinopteri, Anguilliformes, Anguillidae. Bases 1003 to 2802 code for a protein of 599 amino acids. Gene Ontology annotation, cellular component: nucleus. Gene Ontology annotation, molecular function: DNA-binding transcription factor activity; DNA binding. Gene Ontology annotation, biological process: regulation of DNA-templated transcription; circadian rhythm.
UGCCCCCUCCCCCUCUACGCCUCACAUCUCAUUGCAAAGGGAGAAGCAGUGGAAACGAAGGACGAGAGAAAGGGAGAACAAAAACGUGACACGGCACCCAAAGCGUGUUGUUAUGCAACUGCUGACCUACUAACAUACAUUUUGAGAGAGAGAGAGAUAGAGAGAGAGAGAGAAUUGGAGCAAGUCACUAACAUAACACGAGGAUUCAAAGCAAAAAGGGAGACACGGAACCCAUACGCUGAGACUGAGAAACACUACCUUUGAUGCCAGAGACUCCUGUUUGACCGCACCAGUACAUUUCAGUCCAAACUUGGGAGACAAAAAAGAAAGAAGCGAGAAUACACUACAACCAUAACUCCUGAAUAGAAGCGACGAUAUGGAUUUGUAAUUAAACGACAUUAAGACUCCAGACUCCUUUUCUUUGUGAGCAGUGACACAGAUCCUGGUGCCCCCCAGGAACCACCGAGGUGCAGAAAAUCCUGAGGCAGACAGAGUGACCUAGAUCCGCGGGGACAGCCUGGAGCAGUGGGUCACAUCUCCGGAAGGUUGCGAAACAAAGAACAUCCGGCGUGUUCUCCAGACCCCGAGGAAUCCCCUCAGACACCCGUGACCCACAUUUUGCCGUUUCCAAAGUGACGAGUCGAACGAUUCGCCGUGAGCACCCCGUGCCGAGAUAAUCACACCGUCUGCCACCUGACCGCGAGAUAAAUGCGGAAGAUCUGCGUGGAGUUCCACCUCUUCUUGAUCUUCCUGGCUGAACUUGACACGUGAGGGUUCACUUAAUCCUAGGGCGAAAUCAAUGAGGUUUCCUCUCGAAAGAGCACAAACACCUCACCUGGAGUUUUUUGCAGACCCUACCACUUAGAAAUCAAAUCCAGAUCAAAAUAAGAACCGCUUUUGUUUUGCUCCUUCCACUUCUGCAUUUUCUUCGGCUUUCUCAGUUAAUCCCAUUUCGACGACGGCAAUGCGCCACAUUUCAAAUCUGGCCACCGGCGAAGAAUUAUGGAAAGCCUGAACUUGCACGUCCUGUCAUCCGACCCCAGCAAUUUUGAGAACUUGGAGACCCUCUCCUGCCACAGCGAGCGGGCGGAGUCGCCCCACAGCAGCCCGUCGCGCGCCCCCCGCCAGCCCAAGGCCAAGCCCAAGCCCAGCAUGACGUGCCGCCGCAAGCGGGAGUUCAUCUCCGACGAGAAGAAGGACGCCUCCUACUGGGAGAAGCGCCGCAAGAACAACGAGGCGGCCAAGCGCUCGCGGGAGAAGCGCCGGCACAACGACAUGGUGCUGGAGAACCGCGUGAUGGCGCUCAACGACGAGAACGUGCGGCUGAAGACCGAGCUGCUGCAGCUGAAGCUGCGCUUCGGCCUGAUCAGCACCGCCUCCUACGUGGAGAAGAGCCAGCAGAUCGGCGGCGGCGGCGGCGGCGGCUCCGCCUCCUCCAGGAACCCCUACUUCUCCAGCAGCGGCUACUCCAGCUCCUCUCAGGUGAUGAUGAACUCGGACUCCUCCGAGGGCGAGCGCCACACCCCGCUGCCCAAGUACUCUCCCCGCGGCUCGCUGUCCGACAUGUCCGACGGCUCGUCCCGGGACAGCCCCGAGCCCAUGGCCUACGAGGUCAAGCGCGAAGCCGCCAUGGACAUGGGCGGGAUGGAGGCCAACAUGUUCAGCGUCCACCACGGCCUGGGCUCCUCCUCCUCCCAGCUCCACCAUGCCCAGGAGAUGGACCAGGUCAUGGACUAUCACCGCGGUCACCAGGAGGCCGUGGUCAGCUCCACCCCCCCUGCUCCCGCCCCCCAGAGGAGCGUGAUCCUGUACCGCUCCAGCAGCGUGUCCUACCCCAUCGACAGCCACAGGCUGCAGGACAUGGACCAGCAGCCGCCGGGCCCUCACCAGCACAACGCUCCCAUGGUCCAUCUCAGCCAGGCGAGCAGCGACCCAGCCAGGCUGGAGGGCUCAGCAGCUUCCAUGACGGAGGUGGCAAAGCAGCUGGAGAUGAAGUCCUUAGACUCCCCUCCGUACGACAACGCCAACGGCUAUAACGACGAAGGGGAGAGACCAGGCUUUGAAGGCAGCCACCACCAGCAUCAGGAGACACAGGGACACUAUUACCAGAGCCACACUCUGCAGAAGAACGGCGGCCGCAGUUCUUUCGCCCCAGACCUCCUUCACAGCAGCGAGGACGGUGAGCCCCACCGGUACCGUCGCCGCCACUCCUACCUCAGCCCUGCGGACGAGGAGCCGCCCGUGCUGACCUACGAGGGCAGCAUCAAGACCAAGGGGUACUACCAGGAGCAUUCGUCCUCGGCCAAGGACACCUCCUCCAGCGACGGGGACCCCCGCAGCUCGGACAAAGAGGCCUCCACAGACGACGAGUCGCCCUCCUCCUCCUGCUCUGAGACGGGCGGCUACCGCCGGAGCCUGUCGACCGGGCGGCUGGGUUCCCCCUCCGCCUGCCUGCCGGCCGAGGGGUCCCACUACCAAAGCGAGGAGAACCAGGUGGAGGUCCGGGGCACUGCCCUGCCCCACAAGCUCAGGCUCAAACACAGGGCGCUGAGCAAUGGAGGGGGCGGGCCCCAGUGUGACUCCUCCCCCACCGCAGCGGCCACCUCCCCAGCCCUGCCCCAGCACCCCUACCUGGCCCUCAUUCACAACGCCCAGCACGCCGGCAGCAGCUGUGGCUACGGGGAGGGGGACAGGUCGUCGCCUUUCAGCUUCGGCAGGCAACAAGAAGGGGGGGAGGAGAAGAACGAGAACGGGAAGGAGGAGUUUGCCGGUCAGAAUAUCCGAAACAAGAGGCAUGACUGAGGGAGAGACAGAGAGAGCGAGAUGUGAGAAAUAGACUCAUUGCGUUUUGUGGCAAAAUGCCUCUCCUUAACUGUCACUCAAGAAAAAAGAAACUCUCCAGAGACAACUCCUACACUCGCCAUCUACCCAAAUACACUGUGUCCAGUACUUUGCCAUUGCUCCAGCAUCAUAAGUACCCCUCAUCUUCAGAACCAGAGAGCAGGACUCACUAUGUAAACCCCUAAAUGUAUCUGCUGGACUUCUGGGUUCUCUUAUCUGAUGCCAUGGCAUGGACCAGCCAGUGGGCUGUUCUCUGGGCAGCACACAGCAGCGGCACUUACAGAUGGGAUUAAAUGUAUUAAUGGGAAGGGGAAUGGAACUCUCUUAGAUAUGUCAUGAGACAUUCAGUAUCCACGACACAUUGAUUACCAUGAAUUCAUAUUCGAAAGAGAGGCUGCAACCUCAACAAGUGCCCUUGUUACGGUGUGUGUGGUCACACUCACUUGGACUCGCUGGGUGGAGUCCACACACCAGCAAGGCAUUCUGGGAAACAUCCCUGACCAAAGUUCCAUUUCCCAGAGUUCCUUCCUUCUGUAACCCCAUCACUUCCAGGCCUCUUGUACAUUUUCUUUGUCCAUCCAGGCCUCACCACCCUUUACUUUGCAAGCACUUGGAUUGUAUUUUACUGUGAUAUAUACAUAUAAUAUAAAUAUAUACAUAUAUUUUAAGAAAAAAAAACAAAAUCAUAAAAACAAAACAAGAGGGCGGACUUGAAAGGUCAUCAGUUUGCCAGCGAUGGAAUUGUUGUACAGUCCUAUCUUGUCUGUUGCAGAUACCACUUUAAGUAAAAAAAAAAAAAAAAGAAAAUUAAAAAAAAAAAAGAAAGCUUCCAAUGUAAUUUUUUUAUUUUCUUACUUUCUCUCUUUUUUUUAAUGGCAUUAUUAACCACAGCUUUUAAAAACUACUGUACUGCUAGUUUCCUGUUAUCAGCCCCGAGCCCUGGUUCACUGUAAUCGGCCCCCAGGGGCAGUGCAAACUGGUCAGAUAUCCAGAACUGAGAUCUACCAUCUGCACUGCUCCUCAGCAACGAAACUUCUUCAGACUGAAAGUCAUUCAGCUUGGCUGGCUACGCUCAAGAGACAGUUAAUAUUCCAAUCAACUGCAAUAACACUUUUUUGGAAUUUGAAUUGUUUUGUGGGGGAACAAAAAAAUCUGCAGAGGCCAUACAGGAUCGACCUCAAGUACAAAAUUAAACCAGUGCCUUCCCAACAGGGUCCGUAUACUUUCCAGCAAACCGCCAGUCCACUGUGCAUUUACUGUAACCGAACACUGGUCUGCACACUUCAAAAUUUGCAUUUCUAUAUUUAUCCCAUUAGUUUGAGCUUCUUUUUGCCCACAUCUGCUGCUGAGAGAUAAAAGCUUGCGGCGACAUGACUGAUUAAAGUAAAUGACUCAUCCAGUAAAGUAACUAAGUGUGAAUUUAUUUAGGAUUCAAGUUUAAAUGACAAACACGAACUUGCAAGGUCUGUGUAAGUAGAGGAAUGUGAUGUUCAACCAGACAAUGCUGAAAUUAUUUGGAUAGCCAGUGCACACAUGCACACAGUAUCCUAAACUGAACCCCCCCCCCCCCCCACACACACACACACACACACACACACACACAUACAUGCAAAUUACACAAAGCUCAAUGUUCACUGUUCACUGCUGGGAGUCAUGAAAGCAUAUCAUGAGCUCUUCCUCUGAGAUUAGCAUUUGAAGAAGGCGAUCACAUUGCCUCUCGCACCCAGAGAAGCUUUCUGCAGUCAGACAGUUCUCAUGCUGCCCACUGAAGGAGCUCCAGCUAAUCCCGCUUUUCCCAAUUGGUCUGUUAACUUUACACGGGUGCACAGAUAGCGUAUGUAAUUAUGUAACAGUAACUGUAUCCAUGGUUGGAAUCAUUAAUUGGGUUUUAAAAAUGUUUAACCGGUUGCAGGGACAAUCAUCACUUAUUGAAGCGACGCUGCUUUCUUUUCUUUCUUUUUUUGUUCUUCUGUUUUUUUUCCGAGGUGCCUCCCUGUAAUAUACACCUCUACUCGUCCCCCUGUCUUUUUCAUACUGUGUGGCAAUUGUGAGCCUGCACUGGAUCGUAAAGUUUAUAAAAGUCUGUCCGUGUUGAGUGUUCUUCUCGUUUCAGGUGCCUGCCACUGGCCCUUGUGUAUAAUUGUGUAAAGUUUUUUCUCUCUUGGACAAUGUUGUAAGGUUUAUUAUAUUAUUUUGUAUUAUUAUUGUUAUUAUUAUUAUGAUUUCUGUUAUUAUUAUUUCUGUUGAAUUUUUGGUAAGGUUUUUUGUUUCCCGUUUUCUUUUGUUGUUCUCCUUGUCUUGACAGUGAUGUGUACUUGCUCCUUCCUUUCCCUAUAAACAUGUUUUCACCAGUGAUGUUUUUUUUUUGUUGUUGUUUUUUUUUUGCCAAACGGUUGUAAGAAAAAGAAAGGAAAGGCGGUCUCCGUAUUCAUUAGCCCUCCUUAAGACUUGUAUGUGCAAGUAAAGAUGGUAAAUGUUAUCAGAGGCAGGCUGGAAAACACAAAUAAAAAAAGACGAAUUUCUCAAAAUAA